UGAAACAAAAUGAGGAAACAAUCUUACAGCACGAAUCUGAGCACCGGAAGUGGUGGAGAACCACAGAUCAUCGUCGACGAAAGCACACUAGUGGAAGAGGAAGCGGAACAGCGUAGAAACGAAUCGCCUCCACGAUGCUUGGAUCCAGAUUCGCCUUCCUUGAAUCCUUAUCUAUUGUCUCCAUGGAGAGAAACGAGGAAACACUCUCUACCAACUCCGCAAUGCACUUCCGGGAUAAUCGCAUCCCAGGUGAGGCGGCUGAGCGAGCGUGGUGGAGAAGGAUCGGGACCAUCGUCGAGAGAAGCCGCUUACCUGGCCACACUCUCUCAAGCACCAGCUCCUCCGCCUAAUGGCCGAAGGCAGUCGGUUGUAACGAUUUCCAGAGUGCCACCAACUCUGUUUGGCCGUAAUCGUCGCGAAUCAAUCGCUGCCUUCCCACUCGGAGGUGGUACCAGAAUACUAGCCAACAGUACUAGUCAAUACAGCAACAGUGGGAGCACACACAAUCUACAAUUGGAUAUCAUGGACGAUAUCGCAGAGAUAAAACCGAGGAAGGUAUGCUUGAAGAUGUACAAGACGUCCACAGAACAAGUGUGCGAGAUCCAACCACUAGAAGGUAACAGCUCCACUCAACGAUAUACCCAAUACCAGAAGCGACGAUUCUCGGAACCACCUCCUCCGUCAGUGUCGCCGACACCUUCCAUCCGAAGACGAGCCUUAGAGGUGCCACGAGCCGCGAGCUCUUCUGUUUCCGGUGCAGCAGGCAUCGUUUGUUCCAACACCGAUCUGAUAUCGAUCCUGAGUUCGUUAGCGUCCUCUGCAACGGAGAUUAACCGAUGCGGAGACGAUUCUUUGAGCUCGCGAGAGGACAGCAAGUCCAGCUGGUCUGGCAAAACGGUUGAACAAAAACGAAGUCGGUUGAAGAGCUUUCGCUCGAACAGCUUUGACGUGUCGAUCCUUCACGGUGCCAAGAGCAAACUCGCUGGCGGCCUAUCCUCGAAAUCGUCCAUUAUGGUGCCGUCGAAUUGGUUCACGAAGAGGCACCAGCCGAUGUCGAAAAAACAAAAACCGGAAGACCUGAUAACAGCAAGCCUCAACUUUAAAUUCGAUAAAUCGAAGGUGGUGAAAGUGGUGAAGGAAACACUGGGCCGGACGUCUCCUACCAGUGACGUCAGACACAAAGUCGUAUGGGACGACACCAGUGGAACGAAAGUGGACGCUCAGGUAUUAGGCACCGCGAUCGAAAAGAUUUUAACAGCGCAAAAGGGAAGCGACGCGGAAUCGUCCGGAUCAACCGGGAAAGCCUCGGUGUCACCGAACAAACCAAGAUCGAGCAAAGUAGCAAGUUGGUUUUCAAGUGGCAACAAGGACCAAGAGCAAGCCGAAUCUUGUGAACCUUCAAUCUGUUCUUCCUUGAAAGACCUAUUCGUUAAGUAG
This is a messenger RNA of Habropoda laboriosa, 1437 nucleotides long. RefSeq lists its product as uncharacterized. Bases 10 to 1437 code for a protein of 475 amino acids. Lineage: Eukaryota; Metazoa; Arthropoda; Insecta; Hymenoptera; Apidae. The record is from RefSeq and is a predicted model, not a curated record. The transcript has 4 exons.